Messenger RNA from Verruconis gallopava, 2474 nucleotides. Its product is annotated as isocitrate lyase. Bases 710 to 2323 code for a protein of 537 amino acids. The record is from RefSeq and is a predicted model, not a curated record. Gene Ontology annotation, molecular function: isocitrate lyase activity. Gene Ontology annotation, biological process: carboxylic acid metabolic process. The transcript is spliced from 3 exons. NCBI's taxonomy places the organism in Eukaryota, Fungi, Ascomycota, Dothideomycetes, Venturiales, Sympoventuriaceae.
CACGACGCCUGGCCGGCCCCAGUGCCAGUGCCGAGCAUAGUCCCACGGACGACGGCUCAGAAACACCACCAAGAUGAGACGCACACAGGCUGGCAACGAGAGGCGCGCAGUGGCAGACGUGAGACUGUCAGCGCUGAACACGUCUGCUUCGACGACAAUCACCGGCGAUGCCACCAGCCAAAGACCCAGUCGACAGGUAAACAGCCAAAGCGCACACACACAAGCCGGACUCUGGAUCUUCCCCCACAAGCCCGCUUACCGCAACAGGAUAGCCCCUCGGUCCAAAGGGCCCCACGACUGUUCUCUGCGCGUCACAGGUGCCAGACUCUUGCCUCUAACCUUGCUCUCGACCGAGGAACGUCGUUCGAUCUGGAUGCCCUUAGGCUGAGCCACUGCAAUUGGCUGCUGGUCUCGUCUGGAGAUGAGUCUUCCGUCUAAUCGGCGCCAUGCAUGCAUUCUCGUCGUCUUGUGAGAAGGCUCUGGGGGGCCAACUCACGGCCGAGGCGCUCCCGGGCUCGAAGUAUUUGGACGUCAUUUUUCCACCUACAAAGACGGACCGCCUCCCGCCUGCCAGAAAGGUUCUCUGUUUGCUUUGUUUUCGUGUGUACGCAUAGAUUUUGAAGUGACUUAGAUCAUUGUCACCCCUCCACUGUUCCAUUCAUCAUCUUCACUUUAUCUUGUCUGUUUUACUGCAUCGCACACAUAGACCAUGUCGUCUCUAGAUGCCGAAGAGCAGCAGUAUCUCGCUGAGGUGGAAGAGGUCAAGAAGUGGUGGACGGACUCAAGAUGGAGAUUCACCAAGAGACCCUACACGGCUGAGCAGAUCGUUGCGAAGCGCGGGAACUUGAAGAUUGAAUACCCGAGCAAUGCGCAGGCAAAAAAGCUCUGGAAGAUCGUGGAGCAGCGGUGGAAGGAUAAAGAAGUGUCAUACACAUACGGCUGCUUAGACCCAGUCAUGGUCACCCAAAUGGCGAAGUACCUCGACACGGUAUAUGUUUCUGGCUGGCAGUCAUCCUCCACCGCGUCGUCUAGCGACGAGCCGGGUCCGGAUCUCGCAGACUAUCCAAUGACCACCGUGCCCAACAAAGUCAAGCAUCUCUGGUUUGCACAGCUCUUCCACGACCGCAAACAGCGUGAGGAGCGCCUGAGCACACCAAAGUCGCAACGUAGCAAGGUUGCGAACACGGAUUUCCUUCGUCCGAUCAUCGCCGAUGCGGACACCGGCCAUGGCGGCUUGACUGCCGUCAUGAAGCUGACCAAGCUCUUUGUCGAAGCUGGCGCAGCAGGCAUCCACAUUGAAGAUCAAGCACCGGGCACGAAGAAGUGCGGACACAUGGCAGGCAAAGUGCUCGUACCCAUCUCGGAACAUAUCAACAGGCUGGUUGCCAUACGAGCGCAGGCCGACAUCAUGGGAACAGACCUGCUUGCGAUCGCUCGAACCGACUCAGAAGCCGCCACACUCAUCACGUCAACCAUUGACCCUCGCGACCACUAUUACAUCAUGGGUUCAACAAACCCAAACCUGCAGCCGUUGAACGACCUCAUGAUCGCAGCCGAGAAUGCUGGCAAGACCGGAGCAGAACUCGAAGCUAUUGAGGCAGCCUGGAUAAAACAGGCGAAUCUCAAACUUUUCCACGAGGCUGUGAUUGACACCAUCAAAGCUGGAGUGUAUGUAAAUAAGGACGCUCUCAUCUCUGAGUUUUUGAGCAAGUCCAAGGGCAAGAGCAACUCCGAGGCUCGAGCGAUUGCUAAAGGCCUAACCGGCGUGGAUGUCUACUUUGACUGGGACGCUGCUCGAACUCGCGAGGGCUACUAUCGGUACCAAGGAGGCUGUGAGUGUGCCAUAAACCGCGCCGUCGCCUAUGCUCCAUUUGCAGACAUGAUCUGGAUGGAGUCGAAACUUCCAGACUAUGCCCAGGCCAAGCAAUUCGCCGAGGGUGUGCAUGCAGUCUGGCCCGAACAGAAACUCGCGUACAACCUUUCGCCGUCCUUCAACUGGAAGAAAGCCAUGCCGCGCGAGGAGCAAGAAACCUACAUAAAACGGCUUGGCGAGCUCGGCUACGUUUGGCAAUUCAUCACUCUCGCCGGUCUUCAUCAGACGGCGCUGAUCACCGACACCUUCACAAAGGCAUUCGCCAAGCAGGGCAUGCGCGCGUACUGCGAGCUUGUGCAGGAGCCGGAGAUGGAGCGCGGCGUCGAGGUCGUAACUCACCAGAAAUGGAGCGGCGCAAACUAUGCAGACAACCUGCUGAAAAUGGUGACGGGCGGCAUCAGCUCCACAAGUGCCAUGGGCAAGGGCGUCACGGAAGAACAGUUCCACUAGUGACGUAUCAGACGUAUUGUGGUUGUCACGCCGUACUGCUCUGCUGCUGCUGCUGAUGAUGAUGAUGAUGACGGGAAAAAAAAGCUAUGUACAUAUAAACUCGUGACUUUUUUCCGGUCAAUAAUGGCAUAUAUUCUUGCUCGUUUCCAAA